AGUAAUACACAAGCGGCCUAACACGAGUCUACAAGAGCGAUUAAACGUCACUGAUCAGUCUUCAUCAUUCGAGGCAACGUGGAGUUUACCUUUAUAGUUUUUAGUGUUUUAGUAUUUUACAGCAGAACCACAGAGAUCGUAAUUCGAAAUUGAAUCACUGAACUCGGUUAAUAUAGCAUCAUGUCUGAAGAUACUGUCGGUGCUGUGGAGAAACUUUCUAUUGGUGAACUCUACACAUCUGAAAAAAAUGGUAAUGAUACGUCAGGCGAUGGUACAGAGUCAAAGCCUUUCAAGACCAUAUUGCAGGCCAUGAAACAUGCUGGAAAAGAACCAUUUCCAGUGAUUUAUGUGGAUUCUAAAACCGAAGGCAUCAAAUUCGAACCUGCUCCUAAAACUCAAUUAAAGAAAAAUCAAAAAUUUUGGGUCAGGGAACAUCAUAAAAAUUUAGAAAAAGCCAAGAAAGAAGAAGAAGAUGCUGCUAAAAGAAAUAAAAAUCUAGAAGAAGCAAAAAAAUUGACAUUAUCUGAAGAUUCUACUUUACCACCAGCAACUUUGAUUAAAAUAAAGAAUGCUUCUAAAUAUCGAAAUUCAAGGGUUAAAAUGUACGGAUGGGUACAUAGACUUAGGAGACAAGGAAAAUCCUUAAUGUUUAUCACUUUAAGAGAUGGCACAGGAUUUAUACAAACUGUUCUUAAUGACAUAUUAUGUCAAACCUAUAAUGCUUUAAUGCUGUCUACUGAAUCGUCUGUUCUUCUCUUUGGAGUUUUGAAAGAAGUACCCGAAGGAAAGUCUGCACCAGGAGGACAUGAACUUCAAGUUGAUUAUUGGGAAUUAGUUACAUUAGCACCACCUGGCGGUGCUGAUUCUAUUUUGAACGAAGAUGCCAAUCCAGAUGUGUUAUUGGACAAUAGGCAUAUUGCCAUUCGCGGAGAAAAUACAUCCAAAAUUUUGUUAAUGAGAUCAGUGGUUACUCAAGCAUUCCGCAUGCAUAAUCUAGAUAGAGGCUGCAUCGAAGUUGUACCUCCUACAUUAGUACAGACUCAAGUGGAAGGCGGGUCUACAUUGUUUAAACUAGAUUAUUUUGGACAAGAAGCAUAUUUGACUCAAAGCUCCCAGCUUUAUUUAGAAACUUGUUUACCAGCACUUGGUGAUGUAUUUUGUAUGGCACAAAGUUAUCGUGCUGAACAGAGUCGUACGAGAAGACAUUUAUCCGAAUAUACUCACGUAGAAGCUGAAUUUGCAUUUAUUACCUUUGAUGAUCUAUUAAAUCGAAUCGAAGAUUUGGUUUGUGAUGUAGUGAGACGUGUUUUAGAGUCACCACAUGCAGAUAUUGUUAAACAAUUAAAUCCAGAAUUUACUGCACCAAGUAGACCAUUUAAAAGAAUGGAUUAUAAAGCGGCUAUUACAUUUUUGCGAGAAAACAAUAUAACCAAGGAAGAUAAUUCAUUUUAUGAAUUUGGAGAGGAUAUUCCGGAAAUGGCUGAAAGAAAAAUGACGGAUUUGAUUAAUCAGCCAAUUAUGCUGUGCAGAUUUCCCGCUGAAAUCAAAUCAUUCUAUAUGUCUCGAUGUCCUGAAGAUAAUACUCUUACUGAAUCUGUGGAUGUAUUAUUACCGGGUGUUGGUGAAAUUGUUGGUGGUUCAAUGCGUAUUUGGGAUCAAGAAGAGUUACUGGCAGGUUAUAAAAAGGUUGGAAUUGACCCAAAACCGUAUUACUGGUAUACUGAUCAGAGAAAAUUUGGAUCAUGCCCUCAUGGUGGAUAUGGCUUAGGAUUGGAAAGAUUUAUGUGUUGGUUAUUGAAUAGAUACCACAUCCGUGAAGUUUGUCUGUAUCCAAGAUUUUUAGACAGAUGUACUCCAUAGAAGUAGUAAUGAAGUAUCAACAUAAUAAUUAAUUUUAUGUGACUUAAAAAAAAAAAUUGUAGUAACUUAGUUUUUUUUCUUUAUUUAUACUCAAAAUAAAAAUAUUAAAAUACAUAA
Rhopalosiphum maidis (corn leaf aphid) is the source of this 1977-nucleotide messenger RNA. It is a transcript of the gene AsnRS, whose product is annotated as asparagine--tRNA ligase, cytoplasmic. The coding region runs from base 181 to 1860 and encodes 559 amino acids. The transcript has 12 exons. NCBI's taxonomy places the organism in Eukaryota, Metazoa, Arthropoda, Insecta, Hemiptera, Aphididae. Gene Ontology annotation, cellular component: cytoplasm. Gene Ontology annotation, molecular function: ATP binding; asparagine-tRNA ligase activity; nucleic acid binding. Gene Ontology annotation, biological process: asparaginyl-tRNA aminoacylation. The record is from RefSeq and is a predicted model, not a curated record.